AUGGGAUGUGGGGCGAGUACGUUGACAGAGGAGGAGCUGCAGGCGAGACAGACGUCGAGGGAGAUAGAUGUACAGUUGCUGACAGAGAGGAAGGAACUGCGCGAUGAGGUGAAGCUCCUGCUGCUUGGGGCGGGCGAAUCCGGCAAGAGCACGUUCGCCAAGCAGAUGCAGAUCAUCCACAAGAACGGUUUCACGGAAGAGGAGCGCCUCACCCAACGACCAGUCAUCUGCUGCAACGUGCUCGACGCCAUGAAGAAGCUGGUCCAGGCCGUGGAGCGGUUCAAGAGCGACCAGCGCGCGCCCGGCCCCGAGCUGCUCGAGGACAACGAGGAGGCGGCCGAGGCGAUCGACGAGAUCGACCUCACCAACGACCUCCAGCUCACCGGCCAGACGGUCCAGUACCUCAAGGCCCUCUGGGCCGACACCGCCGUGCAGGCCGCCUACGAACGCCGAAGUGAGUUCCAGCUGAACGACUCGGCGGCGUAUUUCUUCGAUGAGCUGAGUCGGUUGGCGCGGACGGACUACGUGCCAUCGGAGGCCGACAUUCUGCGACUGCGGAAGAAGACCACGGGCAUCAUCGAGACCAGGUUCGUCGCCGGUACGCUGGGCUUCCGCAUGGUGGACGUCGGCGGUCAGCGCAACGAGCGCAAGAAGUGGAUUCACUGCUUCGAGGACGUGAAGUUGGUCAUCUUCAUCACGUCGCUGUCCGAGUACGACUGCGUGCUGGAGGAAGACGAAACGACCAACCGCAUGCGCGAGUCGCUCUGCCUGUUCAGCGAUGUGAUCAACAACCGAUGGUUCAUCAAGACGCCGGUCAUCCUCUUCAUGAACAAGAAGGACCUGUUCGCGGAGAAGAUCAAGCGGGUGAACCUCAACGUGUGCUUCAAGGGCUACCGGGGCAAGCAGCGAGACUACGACGAGGCCAUCGGCUACAUCGCCAAGCGAUUCAUUGACUGCAACAAGUCGCCGUCGCCCGAUCGACAGACCAUCUACACUCACCAGACCUGCGCUACCGACACCGGCAACGCGCGCGUCGUCUUCAACGCCGUCGACGAGAUCCUCGUCUCAGGGCUCAUACGUUACAACGGCUUUGGCUGA
Acanthamoeba castellanii str. Neff is the source of this 1098-nucleotide messenger RNA. RefSeq names its product Gprotein alpha subunit. Lineage: Eukaryota; Discosea; Longamoebia; Acanthamoebidae. Gene Ontology annotation, molecular function: guanyl nucleotide binding; GTPase activity; G protein-coupled receptor binding. Gene Ontology annotation, cellular component: heterotrimeric G-protein complex. Bases 1 to 1098 code for a protein of 365 amino acids. The transcript has 2 exons. The record is from RefSeq and is a predicted model, not a curated record. Gene Ontology annotation, biological process: adenylate cyclase-modulating G protein-coupled receptor signaling pathway.